Molecule: messenger RNA, 4540 nt
Organism: Syngnathus acus (greater pipefish)
Lineage: Eukaryota; Metazoa; Chordata; Actinopteri; Syngnathiformes; Syngnathidae
Gene: prdm2a
Product: PR domain containing 2, with ZNF domain a
Exons: 4
Coding region: 504-4439 (1311 amino acids)
Biological process (GO): regulation of transcription by RNA polymerase II
Cellular component (GO): nucleus
Molecular function (GO): DNA-binding transcription factor activity, RNA polymerase II-specific; RNA polymerase II transcription regulatory region sequence-specific DNA binding
Source: RefSeq, a predicted model, not a curated record
GAGCUAGCUAGUAGCUUAAGUCUGAUAAUAGAGUAGCCUGCAGGAUAGUACUGCGCAGAUGCAUAUGUUGACGGUCGUCAAAAGCCUAUUACAGAUCGCAGCCGUUGUGUUUCAUGUCGUAUAUGGUGGAUGUCAUCGAUAUAUUAAAGGAGUCGGUGUGUAUAUCCAUGCGCUAGCGAGAAGCCUCUGUCGUCAAAGCUGGAAAUGCGACGUGUCGUGUGGACUACUAGCAAUGGUGCAAGGACGGCAAGCGUCAUCAAGCCAAGUGUGGGAGAGGCACUUGAACGCACCACCACGAUAAUUAUGACUUUGAAUUAGAAGAUUAAAGCAUGAUCCCUUGUUGACAGUUAUUGCAUUUCAUAUUGAGUGCACCCGAAUUAGUAAGCGAGGUCUGUCGUCAUCUUCGAUUAAGGCAUCCCUAUGUCUCUGCACUAACUGCUAAAAUGGUGUGACAACUAUAACAGGUCCUUUCUUCAGAGAAGUGGAUACAAACUUUAGUGAAAAUGGCACAAAGCCCUCACAUGUCUGAAUUUGGAGAUGGGGAGGAUCUACAGCAGGAAGAUGACGACAUUUGUCAAGACAACACCAGGAUGGAACCCAACACGCCCGACGUUCAUGACUACCUUGGCCAUGCUACUCGCCUAGACUGGAAGUCUUUCCCCUGUGAGCACUGUGAGAAGAGUUUUGCCAGCCAACAAGGCUUGGAACGACACAUGCAUUGUCACACUUUGAUGAAGAAUAUGCCACAUACAUAUCAAAGCAAGAGGGGAAAAACUGCUUCGGCUGGACUCAGCUCUGUGCAGCCUGGUGAGCAGGUGCCCGAGCAUCAUGCUUGCAGCUUCUGUGAGAAGAGAUUUGUGACAUAUACCAACAAACAACAGCAUGAGAGCACAGUCCACCAGCAGCAUCUGCAAAUUGCACGUGUUGAACAAAGUGAGACGCCCCAAGAGGAAAAUCAUCAGCAGAUAAUCAUCGCAACGUCAAAUCCCGCUGCCGAGCUUGCUACAGAUGUUGUGGAGAAUGAAACGGAACACGUUGGAAACUACAUGCUUGAUGUCUCCAGCAGUGUCUCGCAGAACCUCAGCUUUUACUUUGAUGGAAAAAUAAUGUCAACAAGCACAGUGAGUGGCUGCGAAGCAGCUGAAGUUCAUGCUGCGUGUUCAACUUUGCUCGGACUUGAUGCCCUGAUUGUGGAUCCCUCCCAGUUGAACCUGGGGUUAGGUAUCGAGUCAAUUCUGAGCAACCAAGAUCUGCCGGGUCAAGCGUUUGCUAAGAGAAGAACCGCAACACCUCCUCUUCUACCCCAGAUUCAAACCGAACUAGAAUCGGGGGUGGUGGUAUCGUCGUCACCCUCGGAACUACUGACGUCGUUUAUAGAAACUCUACUUCCUCAUAAUACAGAGAUUUUACUUGCGUCCCCAAAACCAACCCCUGGGUUUCCGUCCCCCAAGUUGAAUCCGCUCCAAGAAAAGCAGGACACUCAUCUUUUAGAUGGCCAAACACCUUGCACAUCUGUAUCUGCUGCGGCGGGAAGGUUUAAAAGAAGGACAAGCUCUCCACAAAGUUCUCCUCAGCACAACAUGACAUCUGACGAGGAAGCAGCAAUGACAGAUACGGAUGAUGAUGAUGAUGUCAUUUCGAUGUCCACGGACACCCAGUACGGCUCUCCCAUGCAGCGGAGUGCCAUUGAAAAUGCGAAGACUACAUCCCAGAAGAUUGAGGAACCUCAAGCGAUUCCUGUUUCAACAGAGAGCUGGCCUCCUGUGACUGUCGACAACUGCUGUAGUCAGCAACCACUGGAUCUCUCCAAUUCAAUGAAACGAAAUGAAGUUGGGACUUCAGAUGAUGCCGCGCUGGAUUUAAGUUUGCAAAAAAGGAGCCCCGAAGAAUCUCAGCGGACAUCAAAUUUAGUUUUCCCCUCGGAAGAUCAUUUAAAUGCGUGCAUGCAGGAGAGGGCCAUUCUGAGUGCUGAAGAGGAAAAUGUAAGUGUGGCAAACCACGAAGCAUCUCUUGUGUCAGACCUCACCAUUGUGACAGGUUCAAAUAUGGUGGACUCUGUCACAGAAGGACUUGUGUAUGGACUUUCGCUCCCCUCCUGUCCUCUGAAUUCUGCACCCGCCACCCUUACCCCUCUCGGUUUCCCACCGGCUUCACCGUGCACCGUAUCGUUUGCACCCCCAGUUCUACCAACCACCCCCUCAUUAAUCACAGUUCUGGCACCGCCACUAUCUAUUCCUAGCCCCUCGAGCCAACCAAUCCAAGUGCUGGCACCAAAUAUAUCAGCGGAGCCGCUGGUACUUUGCACAGAAGGUGCCAUCAAUUCUACACAUUGUGAUCUAACUUCUGCAUUUGCAGGUACAAAUGCUCCAAACCUUGUCACUCUCUCGCAUCCACUUGACCCUUCUAUAAAUCUACCCGGUCACAUGUUUCUCACCGAUCAAAUCUCUCUUGAUGCGCCAUUAAACGAAGACCAAAGCAUGUCCGAGGUGCCGUUCACACCCACUGCAGCGUUAAACGAUCCCCUUAUCAACUCGUACAACAUUACGAGUAACACAGUGCUGAUCGAAUGCACAAUUUCCCUUGAAGCGCCAGGAAAUGUUCCCGCUGAGGUUGGCGUGCAAGACAACACGGAGGCUUCAGUAUCCACGCAGAUGCUUGUUAAUCACAUAGAACAGCAACACAUGCUGUCAUUACCCAACACAACAACGGAGGACCCCACCAUUCUCAUGUCCUCCAUCGAAGAGUCCGUUACAUUGUCGUCAAGCACCUCGGUGAUGCCGGAGUGUCCUGCCGAGGCUGAACCACCACAAGGCCUAGAAGAAGAGGCUACAAAUGCGGAUGAAGAGGAACAUCCUGAAAGAAAUGAUUCAGCAGUGGAAGUCACUACUGACAACUCAAACGAUGUUGAGAAGAUUGAAGAGACAGAACCACCAAACGACCCGCCAAGCAACCCUCAAAGUGACGCGCCGAGCGAUGCAGCAAGUGACACAGAGCCGCAGACUUUCACCAAGAACUUCAUCUGCAAUGUCUGCGACCUGCUCUUCCACUCAAUGAAAGAACUGGGCCAUCACGUCAGCGACCAUGCUGAUGAAUGGCCCUACAAAUGCGAGUUCUGCGUUCUUCUCUUUGAAAAGCCCUCGGCUUUGCUCGACCACCGGUCAAGCCUACACGGUGUUGACAAGACUUACGUUUGUAGUGCAUGCCCUAAAGACUUUGUUUAUCUUUGUAAUCUGAAACAGCACCAGGAGGAAUUGCAUCCUGCCCAGCAAUGUACAUUCAAGGAAGAGGAAAAGGGAAAAGUCCGACCUCAGAAUUUCAACUACCCCACAAAAGCCAGCAAAGAGACCUCAUUGCCUGAUGUGGCUGAAGAAGUGAAAGAAAGAAGUGAAGUUAAAAAGGAAGAGAAUGAAGUUGACGUGGCUGCUGAAGAAUUGUUUACCACAAUUAAAAUCAUGGCCUCAGCUGGGGGCAAACUCAAAGUGCCUGAUGUCCGUCUUGGCAUUAACCAGCAUUACCCCAGCUUUAAGCCUCCGCCCUUUCCUUACCAUAACAGGUCACCUGCUGGCUCGCAGGCGUCAGCCACAAAUUUCACCACCCACAACAUUCCGCAAACCUUCAGUACGGCUAUUCGGUGCACCAAAUGUGGAAAAAGCUUCGAUAACAUGCCAGAACUGCACAAGCACAUCCUGGCUUGUGCCAAUGCUAGCGAUAAGAGGCGCUACACGCCCAAGAAGAAUCCCAUCCCUCUCCGACACUUUGCGAAAAGCCAGAACGGAGUCCUGUCCACCACCAAUUCAGAAAACGAAAGUAACGCCUCAAACAGAGCCAGCCAGUCCAUCAGGACAGAGUCAUCAGUCAAAUUGAAGUUGAAAUUACUGAACAAACGGAAGCGAAAGCUGGUCCAAAGGGUCAUGCCCCAGAGGAACAAGUCCUUGCCAGACAAAGUGUCCCCUUCCCACGCGCAUGACGACAUGUUUGCUUGCCCUCACUGCAGCAGGGAGUUCACAAUGCGCCGCAGCCGAACCAAGCACAUGGCUGUCUGUCCCAAAAAACCCAGGGAAGUCAGGACAAGGAAAGACGGAGGGAUCUCUGUGACAAAGGAAAACGAUGGAAGACUUCAUAGCGGGGUCUCCCGCACUCACGAGCAACAAGCCUCAGCUCAUCCUAGGACACGACUGCAGACAUCAGGGCCGCCUAAAAGGCCCGCCUCGCCUCCUGCACCAACAAGCUUUUUAAACAAGAGGCCCAAACUAAAGGAGGAAUCAAAAAAUGACAUUUCCACUUUAAACGAACUCCCUACGGUUCGUACUUUCAACCCUCCUCUUCGUCAGUACACGCGGAUUAAACUCACUUCAGCGAAACAACAAAGUGAGCCCACCGCGCCGAGCCGAGAGGAAGCAACUGCUGCCGGCAGCUCUUUGCAAAGUGCUACAAUUUGAAGACACUAUCUGUCAGGAUGAUGCGCACCCCUGACACUUCUUCACCCAGCGAAGGCUUAAUGUCCAUGACACUGUACAAGAGAUGACUGAACCGAGGACAG